Leptinotarsa decemlineata (Colorado potato beetle) is the source of this 1110-nucleotide messenger RNA. It is a transcript of the gene nmdyn-D7, whose product is annotated as nucleoside diphosphate kinase homolog 7. Gene Ontology annotation, cellular component: centrosome; axonemal microtubule. Lineage: Eukaryota; Metazoa; Arthropoda; Insecta; Coleoptera; Chrysomelidae. The record is from RefSeq and is a predicted model, not a curated record.
AUACCUAAUUGAUUGUCACAAGGUCCUUGACAGAUUGUCACCACUUGCCGAACUUCAAUUCCAUGAGACAUUUUGUUCCAGAUCACCAAGAUGGCCAAAGCAACUUACGACUUCAAUGACAAGCUCUCGUUCCUGGCAGAAUGGUUCGACUACGGAUUAUCUUACCAUAAAAAGUUCAUUCUCAAUUACUACCCAAGCGACAAUACUGUGGACAUCUUCGACAGGGAGUUGAACAAAAUGUACCUGAAACGUACCAGAAUAGAAGAACUGGCAUUGGACGAUAUGUUCGUCGGUAAUACUGUGAGAAUUUACGGCAGGCAGAUCAAAAUCACAGACUGUGCCGACUGUCGCACACAAAAAUACAUCGGAAAAGCCAAACAAAGGACAGUUGUCAUACUGAAGCCUAACGUGGUUGAUAAGCUGGGAGAGAUAAUCAACCGCAUACAAGACAACAAUUUCCAGAUAGCCAAACUCCGCAUGUGCGUUCUCAGUAGGAAGGAGGCCCUGGAAUUCUACGAGGAUCGGAAGGGGGAAACCUCUCUUCCUUUCGUCUUGGAGCAAAUAGUGUCGGGGCCGCUGGCAGCAGUGGAGUUAGUGGGAGAAAACGCCAUAGAACGAUGGCGACAGCUCAUGGGCCCUAGUGAUCCAAUAGAAGCCAGGAAAGUAGCUCCAAAUAGCCUUAGAGCAAUCUACGGCAAGGAUUCCCACGCUACGAGUGGUUUCCAUGGUUCGGCGUCUCCGGAAAGCGCUAUCAAAGAGUCGAGCUUCUUCUUUUCCGCGAACAAGCCGCAGUCCACCAUUCUUCUGAAAAACACCACUUGCUGUGUUAUCAAACCCCACGCCAUCCACGAAGGAAACCUGGGGAACAUUAUUACGUCCAUUACCGACUCACACUUCAAGGUCACUGCUGCUCAGAUGUUCCAUUUGAGCAACGCCAACGCUGACGAAUUUUUGGAGGUCUACAAAGGCGUUGUGAGCGACUACAAUGCUUUGCUGCUCAGUUUCUUGGAUGGGCCUUGCGUAGCUCUGGAGAUAGCGGGGAAAAAUUGUGAUAUGAACGUCCAUGAGGAAUUUAGGAAGUUUUGCGGGCCUUUUGAUGCUGAGAUNUGA